UAGCAAAGGUGUUCAUUUCAACAGCACAGCUCUGCCAGUGAACAACGUUGCUCUUGUGCCGUCUAAUGGCACGCGCUUGCAAGAGGAAGAACGAAAAGUAAAAACUAUCUUACCCUGACACAGUCACAGCAACAGUGUGAAUGUGCCUUUGUGCCUUAGUGCUCAGCUACUAAAAAGUGAUACUCACAGUGCCAAUAAACAAGAUAACAACAUUCUCCUACAACCUAUCACGCAUAGUGAAAAGUGAAAACUGUCACAGUGCGUUCGUGUUUCCUGUGAGUGCUAUACAGUCCUUGGUGUGUGAAACGCGACACACAGUGUCACACAGUGCUGUAGUGCUCUUUCUUCGUUUGGGUGCUAACGCGUGUGCACGCAGCGUCGCAGCAGCUGAUUAUAAUUAAUGCACCACCAAGCCCCGUCGACAACGACGACGACGACGACACAACGGAACGGUAGAGGAUUGAAGCAAGCCUGCAUCAGUCGCUAAUCCAUCCGCCCUUUGCGUGGCGUGGCUCUUCCAUUUCCGCACCUCAAGUGCCUUGAACGUCCGGCGGACGUUAAGAAAUUCGUACGCUUCACGGGAAAUUGUGAACCAGUGCGAACAACAGUGCGGAAGAAAGUGUAUGUGUGUUUGGUUCCUUUUGUGAAACGAUUGCUUAAACGAACGAGCUGUUCAGUUGACCCCCCUCUGUGGGCUGUGUGAAUUAUCCCGUUGGGGUGUGUCCGGUUUGCGCUGAUUGUGAUCCCCGCUUGAUUGGGCGAAAUUUGUGCUCCAGUUCAAGGAGAAGCCCCGCAAUAACCGACCGUCCGCCCGAUCCGUUUACAGUCCGCCAAUUUGUCUGAAUCGUCUGAUCACAUGUCCUGCACGCACUGACCUCCCCGUCGGUCCACGCCAUCCUAAUUGUCAAUCAGCGUGGGUCAAGCGAGCGCGAAAUUCAAUUGAUACGAGACGUCUGACAACGUGAACGUGAACUCUGGGAGGAACGGGGCGGAAGCAUACACACCUCCCCCACGCCAAGCCGCUUGUAAGAAACGUGAGCUGCGUCGCAAAGUGUGUUGUGAAACAUCUUUCAGGCAAAGGAAUUUCGUCAAAAUCCGUCCCGUAGUGUGUGGCAAUCGGUGACAGUGGCGGUUUGCCCAACAGGCGAAAAUAGAACUCCUCGCAUCCUCAGCUCCACCUCACCCCGAGCAAGCCGCGCAAUGGCGACCAAUACUACGGUCGCGGUGCUGCUAGCAACGAUCGCAGCCGUCUGUGUGAGUUUUGGCGAGGCGGCCAAAAUACUGGCAAUCUUCCCGGUGCCACUGAAGCAGCACCAGCUCGUCUACCGCCCACUGAUCGAGGAGCUGGCCGGCCGGGGUCACGAGAUCGUGCUCGUUACAACGGACCCCCUCGACAAGGCCGACCGCCCGAACGGGACGCGCUCGAUCGAGCAGAUCGAUCUCAGCUUCGCCUACCAGCUGCCCGCCCUGGCGCAGCUCGGCUGGGUCGGGCUGGACGGGCGCGACAUGCUGCGCAACAUAUUCGACGUGAUGCGCACGAUUUCGGCCGCAGAGCUGCGCCACCCGGCCAUGCAGAAGCUGAUCGAAUCGGCCAACCUGCAGGACGGAACGGGCGGCACCAAGUGCAACCGGUUCGACGUGGUCAUGGUGGAAUGGUCCGGCGUGACGCUGAUGAACGCGUUUGCGGAACACUUCCGGGCGCCGCUGGUAGGCAUCGCGAACGGCGGGGCGUACAUCAACGCGCACGAAGCGCUCGGCAAUCCGAACCAUCCGAUCGGCUACCCCAGCAUCUUCAUGCCGUUCAGCGAGGAUCUGAGCCUGCUGCAGCGCAUCUCGAGCGUGCUGUUCACCGUGUGGUACAGGUUCUACUACUACACCGAGGAAAUUCCGGCCCAGAAUUUGAUUGCCAAAAGCAGCUUCGGCGAACACAUUUCCGAUCUGCGCCAGAUCGAGCAGAACGCGGACCUGCUGCUGAUCAACGCUUAUCAGCAGCUGGGCAAUGUGCGCCCGGUCGGCCCCACCACCGUCUAUCUCGGAGGCAUACAUCAGCAACAUCGCCACCAGCUUCCGGAAGAUCUGUUCCUCUUCCUCGCCCAAUCGGACGAACCGGUCGUGUACGUCAAUCUGGGCGCCUCGCUGGGUGGUGUGGCCGGACAGGCUCGCAUCGACAAGAUUGCCAAAGCGCUCGCGCACCUCGAUCUGGCCAGCGUUUGGGCGCUGGACGAGAGCAUGGACCCGAUCAACAGUACCGGGCGCAUCUACCAGUCACACAGCGUGCCGCAGGAGGCCGUUUUAGGUCAUUCAAAAGUGCGCGCAUUCCUCACGGACGGUGGCCAAAUCAACGUCGAGGAUGCCAUCCAGCACAAGGUGCCCGUCGUCGGCAUCAGCUACUCAACCUCGUACGACCACUAUCUGCGCCAAAUCGUCAAGUACGAAGCGGGCAUCAUCUCACUGAUCGACUUUGAGACGCAAACCUUCGUGGACAAGCUUCAGGAUGUGUUGAUCAACGAAAGGUAUCAGGAAAAUGUGAACAAACUGCACCGAUUGCUUAACGACCAGCCGCAAAGCGCGCUGGAGCGUGCCGUCUGGUGGAUCGAAUAUGUGGCACGCAACGGCGGCACCAGACCGCUACACGUGCGCCAUCUGUCCUGGUUCGAGUACCUGAUGCUGGACGUGCUGAUUGUGGUUGGUGUCUUGGCUAGUCUCGCGUGUGCGCUGAUUGCAUACGCUAUUGUUCGAGCAGUUCGCUACUCGAGAAGCUUACCGAUGGAGAUGGUGACGCGCGGUAGCCGGAAGUGCAAGAUGAUGUAAAAAAGCGGACGUUCUCUAACGGCUCGCCGAAGAUUGGACGCGAGAGUUACAGUGCUAUAGCGAUUGUAUUUUGCUAUGCAAAAGAACAUUACAAAGAAGGUGGUUAUUGUGCAGAUUUAAAAUCUCCCGCAUCUUAUGCGUCAGCAAGGCAUAAGAUGAUUAAUUUAAGAGCAGAAAAAAACCUUUCGACAGGGUUGUAAUCUUCAAGAAAGAUUUAAAUAGUUACUACAUCAGGUUUUGUCAAAGAUUGAUAGAUUUAAUCAAACGUAUUUUGUUACGCUGUUAGUAGAUGGAUAAGAACGAAAUGCCUCACACACAUUUACGAAAGUCUGAAACGGUUUAGAGCUUGUCUGUAGGAUGCGGUAGGCUGUUUGUGAACGUUUUUGAAAAAAUGGAAGAUAUCUACAAUGAAUCUUUGCUAAAUACCCCGCACUGAGUAGUGCGUAAGUGUAUUGUGAUAUUACCUAAGUAAGAUGUACCAGUAGGAGUGUAUGGAGAAGUAAAAUACCCUACAGAAAUAAAACAGAUGUCAAAAUUAA
Messenger RNA from Anopheles coluzzii, 3350 nucleotides. RefSeq names its product UDP-glucosyltransferase 2-like. NCBI's taxonomy places the organism in Eukaryota, Metazoa, Arthropoda, Insecta, Diptera, Culicidae. Gene Ontology annotation, molecular function: UDP-glycosyltransferase activity. Bases 1201 to 2811 code for a protein of 536 amino acids. The transcript has 5 exons. The record is from RefSeq and is a predicted model, not a curated record.